AUGGUCUCAUGGGGUAUUGUAAUGACGUUGAUGGGUAUAGUGAAAUCAUACGGAGGUCUUUUGUUAUGUCGCUUAUUUUUGGGUGGUUUUGAAUCGGGCCUAUUUCCAGGUGCCACCUUCUAUCUCUCGAGUUGGUACAAGAGACGUGAACUUUCAUGGCGUGUCAGUAUUCUUUUCUCGGCUGCUGCUCUUGCUGGUGCUUUCGGUGGUGUGCUUGCCUAUGGUAUCAGUAAGUUAGGUGGUGUUGGUGGACAAGAAGGUUGGCGUUGGAUCUUCUAUCUUGAAGGUAUUGCCACAGUGAUUGCUGGAGUAUUGGCCGUUUUUCUUCUUAACGAUUUUCCUUCCGAUCGACCGAAAUUUCUCACUGAUUCCGAAUGCAAACGUGUCAUGGCUCGACUACAAAGCGACACGGGAACCGGAGCUGGUGGUCUCUCUCCAUGCAUAGCUACUUGUAUCGCUUUUCUAUCAGGCAACACAAGUCCACACACGAAACGAGCCACUGCAUUGGCAUUCAUGAUCUCGUUUGGCAACACAGGUGGAGUGAUCAGUGGACAAAUUUAUCGUACACAAGAUGAACCUCGAUUUAUCCUUGGUCAUGCCGUCAAUCUAGGUUUCUGUGCCCUUGGCUUAAUCAAUGCUGUAAUUCUUCUGAUUGGUCUUCGAGCGGAAAAUCGACGGCGUGAUCGUUUGUUUGGACCUACGCAAUCAUUAACUGCACUUGUGAGUAUGGAUUCGACUUCGUGUGGGACAGACGUAAAAUGUUCCCACAUAUCUGGUCUAGGUAGUCAAGGGGACAAACGACGAUGGGGCUAUGAGAAUAUGUCUGAACAGGAAAUUUGUGAUUUGGGCGAUGAACAUGUUGCCUGGCGCUAUAUUCUCUAG
Messenger RNA from Rotaria sp. Silwood1, 882 nucleotides. The record is from the annotation of a GenBank genome assembly. Lineage: Eukaryota; Metazoa; Rotifera; Eurotatoria; Philodinida; Philodinidae.